Molecule: messenger RNA, 1758 nt
Organism: Ustilago hordei
Lineage: Eukaryota; Fungi; Basidiomycota; Ustilaginomycetes; Ustilaginales; Ustilaginaceae
Exons: 1
Coding region: 1-1758 (585 amino acids)
Biological process (GO): aromatic amino acid biosynthetic process
Molecular function (GO): 3-deoxy-7-phosphoheptulonate synthase activity
Source: RefSeq, a predicted model, not a curated record
AUGUCGUCGUCAGCAACUUCAUUUGAAGGCGCUUCGGCACGUGAAUAUCAUGCCAACCCAACUUGGAAGUCAAAGAAGGAAGCUCAACAGGUCGAUUACCCUUCGCAGGAAGCUUUCCAGUCGGUCAUGAACCGAAUCGAGCGCCUUCCAGGUCUCGUAUCCUCCAACGAGAUCGACCGACUUCGAUCUCAACUUGCUUCUGUCGCAGAGGGCCAUGCUUUCCUCCUCCAAACUGGUGACUGUGCAGAGCUCUUCGACUACUGCAACCCAGAGCAGAUCCAAGCCAAGCUCAAGCUCUCAUUGCUCAUGAGUCUCAUCCUCAUCUGGGGCGCACGCAAGCCAGUGGUGCGUAUUGGACGAAUUGCCGGACAGUACGCAAAGCCACGCUCAAAGCCUACCGAAAUCAUUACCAAGAUCGAUCCUACCACCGGAGAAGCAACCAAGCACGAGAUCAUGUCCUUCCGAGGAGACAACAUCAACGCAUUCAGUGCAGAGCCUGCCAGCGCACGUAUCCCUGAUCCUGAACGCUUGCUUCAGGCCUACUUUCAUUCGGCUGCCACCCUCAACCAUAUUCGAUCGGAGCUUGCGAGCGGUCUUGCCGAUCUGCAUGCCCCUCGACAGUGGUCCUUCCAACACGUCCAGUCCAGCGCGCUUCAGACUGAAUUCGAGUCGGUCGUCGAUUCGCUCACCGACGCUCUCGACUUUAUGAAGGCCAUCGGUGCCGACCCUAGCGCCUUCUCCUCUAGCAGCGUACUCAACUCGGUCGACUACUUCAUCAGCCACGAAGGACUCUCGUUGGCAUACGAAGAGGCGCUCACUCGACUCGUGCGCAAGCCAACACCAUCCAACCCUAAACCUGCACGCAACGUUCACCCCUCUGAUCUUGCCAGCGGUGAGCCGGACGACGCGGCACUGGAGAGAUACGAUCUCUCUGCCCACACCAUUUGGCUAGGCGACAGGACAAGACAGCUUGACGGUGCGCAUGUUGACUUCUUCUCUUCCAUUCGCAACCCUGUUGGUGUCAAGGUCGGUCCCUCGAUGAAGCCUCAGGAGCUGAUCGAGAUCCUCAACAUUCUCAACCCAGAUGUGCCCAUUCCCAGCACAGCAGCAUCAGGUCGCACGAGUGGCUGGUCCACCACAAGUGGCGCACCUCAAGUCGUCCACGGCAAGGAGAAAGGUCGAGUCAUGGUCAUCAUCCGUCUUGGUGCUGGCAAAGUCGCCACGCACCUUCCACCCUUGCUCGAGGCAAUUGCAGCAAGCAACCACAAAGACUCGAUCAUCUUGCUUUGCGACCCUAUGCACGGCAAUACUCAAACCAGCCCUUAUCCACCUGCUUCCUCUGACCCCAGUGCUCAACCCCUCAAGACGCGCUCUUUCGGUGAUAUCAUCUCCGAGAUCCUCUCUUUCCUUCAGAUCAUCUCUUCUGACUUCCCAACACUUCAUCUCGGAGGUGUUCACCUCGAGUUGACGGGAGACAAGGAUGUCACCGAGUGUUUCGGUGGAUCAAUGAGGCUGGAGCCCAAGGAUCUCGAGAGGGGCUACAAGAGUCACUGUGAUCCAAGACUCAACUUUGAACAGUCACUGGAUAUUGCCUUUUUGCUGUCGCAUUACUUCAGAAACCAGAGAUUAGGCAAUCAGGUCAAGGGAAGCGCUAAGACUGAGGAGGAGAUCAAGAGGCAACAGGCUAUCAUUGAGUCUGGUUCCGGCGACGAACUGCUUGCCGAGUUGAUUUGCGGUAUCACCAACCGUCCUCAGUAA